Messenger RNA from Homalodisca vitripennis (glassy-winged sharpshooter), 12774 nucleotides. RefSeq names its product tetratricopeptide repeat protein 28. Lineage: Eukaryota; Metazoa; Arthropoda; Insecta; Hemiptera; Cicadellidae. Bases 831 to 8045 code for a protein of 2404 amino acids. The transcript has 33 exons. The record is from RefSeq and is a predicted model, not a curated record. Gene Ontology annotation, molecular function: protein binding.
CGGCCGCAGAGGAAUGCGGUGUGCGGUGCGCCGUGGUCUGUGGCAGUGGGUGCUGAUGCUAGCCGUGUCUUAACCCUGUGCUUGUGCUAACGUAUACUCGCUCUAUGUCGUCCCUAUCUCGGAUGGGUACCUCAGAAAGAACUUGGCGAGCGAUCCUGUUCAGACAUCGAAUUCAGUAUUUCUAUCUAAGUGAGCGCGAGUGUAAGUGAUUCGCCUACGACAGUCGAAAUAUCACUAGACAGUCAGAUCUUGGUGACGUUCCAGCUCUAUGCGCCUAGUGCCGCGCGCUGCAUAUUUUACCUGUGCGGAAAUACCUUUUGCAGUCGGCUGCGAGGAAGUGGUGUCGGUGUGCCCGUGUGUGUUCGAAGGUGAAUUUCAGUAACAGUUGUGAGAAUCGAGCUUUUACAGAGGAAUGUUGCCGUGUAAGAGCGAAAGGUGACACAGUUGCGGCCUUGUGGUUUUCUGUGAAAACUAGUUUGCUUUGCGUAAGCUCUGAUUGACAUUUUCGCACCAUUCCAGUUUUAUGUGGCAGGUUUUAGAGUUAUUUUAACUUUAAUAAACCAACAUUUUACGGGUGUCAUUGACUUCCUGUCAAUGACACGAACGCCUGGUAAGACAGAAGGCCUGCUAGUUGUCGUUUCCUCGUUAUUUCACUCGCUUCAGAUCUGUUAUUAGCUUAUUGUACUGUGACGAUGGUGCGCCGUCACAUAAACUGUGGAUAAAUAAUUAUUUACUAACCCUACAUUAUUAUUUACGCAGUAUGAGAAGUGCCUUUUGAUGUAGUGUCCUGCAGUCAUGAUUAAGGGAUAUUUGGGAUUAUACCUGCCAGAAUGUCACAACGCGAUUUAUUUGAGGUGGAGCCAGAAGGGACAUCUGAAUUGCCGGCCGCCAGCAAGGCUCUAUUCCUGGAGAAGGUGCGACAGAGCAAUGCAGCGUGUCAGGGAGGCGACUACGCUAAGGCUGUGGCACUUUACUCUGAUGCUUUACAACUGGACCCAACCAACCAUAUCCUCUACUCCAACCGUUCGGCUGCGCUCGUCAAGAUGGGUCAGUUCACACAGGCCCUGCAGGACGCAACCCGCGCAAGAGAGCUCAACCCUAAAUGGCCUAAGGCCUACUACAGACAGGGCGUAGCACUGCAAUGCCUCGGCCGCCAUGGGGACGCGCUAGCUGCGUUCAGCUCUGGCCUUGCACAGGAGUCAAAAUCCACCCAACUUUUGGCAGGCCUGGUAGAGGCUUCCAUGAAAUCUCCUCUUCGAGGCAGCCUGGAACCAACUUUCCACCAACUGGAAGUGAUGAAGCUGGAUAAGUCUCCAUUUGUGAUCAUUUCGGUGGUGGGUCAGGAGCUUUUAGGGGCAGGACAAUAUGCAGCCGCAGUCAUCGUGCUGGAAUCUGCUCUGCGUAUUGGUACGUGCAGUCUUAAACUGAGAGGUUCCGUCUUCUCUGCCCUUUCUUCUGCAUAUUGGGCCCUGAACAAGUUAGACAAGGCAAUCAGUUACAUGCAGCAAGAUCUUACUGUGGCCAAAUCUCUGGGGGAUAUCGCUGGAGAGUGCCGUGCACAUGGUAACCUUGGAUCUGCAUACUUCAGCAACGGCAGCUUCAAAGAAGCUCUAACUGCACACCGAUAUCAACUAGUCCUAGCAAUGAAGUGUAAAGAUACCCAGGCUGCUGCCUCCGCACUUACUAGCCUAGGUCACGUAUACACAGCUAUAGGCGACUACCCAAAUGCUCUAGCCUCGCACAAACAGUGUGUACAGCUAGUGAAACAGAUGGGAGACAAGCUACAAGAGGCGAGAGAGAUAGGGAAUGUAGGAGCUGUAUACCUAGCCAUGGGAGAGUUUGAGAGUGCUGUUGACUGUCAUACUCAACACUUGCGGCUUGCCAGGCGACUGGGAAACCAGGUGGAAGAGGCAAGAGCAUAUAGCAACUUGGGAUCCUCUCACCAUUACCGAAGGAACUUUACCCAAGCCAUUGUGUACCAUGAGAAUGUUCUGAGGAUAGCCCAGGAACUGGGGGACAGGGCUGUGGAGGCAAGAGCAUUUGCUGGCCUGGGCCAUGCAGCGCGCUGUGCAGGAGAUUAUAAUCAGGCAAAGCGAUGGCAUGAGCGUCAGUUAGACAUGGCUCUGAGUUCCCGAGACAGAGUAGGCGAAGGGAGGGCCUGCUCAAACCUGGGAAUAGUGUACCAGCUGCUGGGUGAGCAUGAUGCUGCUCUGAAGCUACAUCAGGCACACCUGAGCAUUGCGCGACAGCUGCAGGACCGAGCUGGCAUGGGCAGAGCUUAUGGCAACAUCGGCAAUGCUUACAGUGCCAUGGGGUACUAUGAGCAGGCCAUUAAAUAUCAUAAACAAGAGCUAACAAUAUCAAAAGAAGUAAAGGACCGGAGUUCAGAAGCCUCAACUCAUGGCAAUCUAGCAGUCGCAUACCAAGCACUGGGAGCACACGAAAUGGCUCUGCUGCACUAUCGCGCACAUCUUAACAUUGCACGAGAACUCAAGGACACAGCAGGUGAGGCGUGUGCUCUACUCAACCUUGGCAACUGCCUCAGUUCUCGUGCCGAAUUUGCCCAAGCAGUGCCAUACUACGAGAAUUACCUUAUGCUCUCUCAGGAACUGCAUGAUGUGGAAGGAGAGGCAAAAGCUUGUCAUUUUUUGGGGUAUGCUCACUACUGCCUGGGAAACUUCCGGGAGGCAGUACGCUAUUAUGACCAGGACUUGGCCUUAGCUAAGGACCUACAGGAUAAGAUGAACAUGGGCCGAGCGUACUGCAACCUGGGACUGGCCCAUCUGGCACUUGGCAAUCUCGAGACUGCCUUGGAGUGCCAGAAAUACUUUUUAGCUAUAGCACACAUGACAAAGCACCUGCCUGGCAAGUUUCGAGCACUCGGAAACAUUGGUGAUGUACUCAUCAAGAUGGGUGAUGUAGAGGAGGCUCUCAAGAUGUACCAGAGGCAGUUGUCAUUCGCGCGACAAGGCCGAGAUAGAGGUCUGGAGGCUACAGCCUAUGGAGCUCUUGGCCUUGGAAAUCGGCUGUUGAGGUGUUUCGACAAAGCAUUAGGUUACCAUACACAGGAGCUGACAGUACGGCAAGAGAUGGGAGACUUGAAGGGUGAAUGUCGUGCCCAUGGACAUUUAGGGGCAGUCCACAUGUCACUUGGGAACUACACUAACGCCAUCAAAUGUUACCAAGAGCAACUAGAGCGAGCCAAAGAACUGAGGGAGAGUGCAGUGGAGGCACAGGCAUUUGGUAACCUGGGCAUCGCCAGGCUAAACAUGGGUCACUAUGAGGACGCUAUAGGUUAUCUAGAGCAGCAGCUGGCCACCCUGGAGCAGCUGUCCACUCCUACCGCACUCAUGGACAAGGGUCGAGCAUUUGGAAAUUUAGGAGAUUGUUACGAUGCUUUGGGAGACCUGGAAGAGGCUGUGAAAUGCCAUGAACAGCAUUUGGCAAUUGGACUAAAACUGAAGAGUUCUCGAGACCUAGAACGAGCCUAUCGGGGCCUUGGUCACUCCCACAAGCGCUUGGGUAACCUACAGCAAGCUUUGGUGUGUUUUGAGAAGAGGCUAGUGGUUGCUCAUGAGCUAAAUAAUCCGGAGGCAAAGGCUUCAGCUUACGGAGAGUUGGGACAUAUCCAUACCACUCUUGGAAACUAUGAACAAGCUAUUUCCUGUUUAGAGCAUCAGCUCACCAUAGCUAGGGAGCUGAAGGACAAAGUGGCAGAGGCUGAUGCUGCCUGUGGGCUGGGACAGGUGUACCAACAGAUGGGAGAAUACUCCACUGCUCUGAGGUACCAUCAAGCGGAUCUAGACAUCGCAGAAGAGCUGAGCCUAGCAGCCCUGCAGGGGAGGGCCUGUGGCAACCUGGGCAGUGUCCACGAGUCCUUGGGGAACCUCGACGAGGCUGUCAGGUACCAGGAACAGCACUUGUCUGUGGCAGCUCAGACCAAUGACAAGCUCGCCAAAACUGUGGCAUUCAGUAGUCUCGGUCGUAUUCACCAUGCUCUGGGAAACACAAGUCAGGCUGUGGCAUACCUCCAGCAAGGGCUGGCUAUUGCUGAGAUGGUGGGGCGGCGUGAGGAGGAGGCUAGGAUCAGGCAUCGGCUGGGGCUGGCGCUGUGGGGUAACGGGCAGCUGGAACUGGCGCAGGCUCAGCUGGAGCAGGCAGCCCAUCUUCUGGAAUCCAUCCGCAGAGAGACCAGGGGCUCCAGUGACUACAAGCUCUCACUUUUCGACCUGCAAACUGCCUCCUACCAGGCUCUACAGCAUGUGCUGGUGGGACUUGGGAGGAGGGAAGAAGCUCUGUUAGUGGCAGAGAGAGGGCGCACGAGGGCCUUUGUAGACUUGCUUCUAGAGAGACAAGGUUUUGUGGAACCAAACUCAAAUUGUAACCAACUGCGCUAUGAUGCCACUCCCUCGUCUGUUGAACAGCUUGUAGAUAUUGUCAACAGGCAACGAGCCUGUGUACUGUACUACAGUCUUGCUGCUGGCUUUCUGUAUUCUUGGUUCAUUGUUCCUGGUAAAGGCAUUGUGAGGUUCCAUGAAGUAGCAGUAAGUGAGACAGACCGAGAGGGAGAGGACAGUCGUGGAGGGGAGGAAAUGUUGACUACUACGGGUUCUCUUCUGGAGCACUACGUACAGAGCGUCAGGGAUAGUUUAGGAGUGCAGUCACAAAGUGGGGAGUCAGAUAUAGAUACAUCAGAAAUGUGGAGUCAGCACCUGGAGGAGCUAGGAGACCGUCUAAACCAAGACGCUGACCGUAGUGGUUUCUUAAGGAUGGUCAACCGUAAUCACCUCUUUAAUUCCAGCAAUUACAGCCUCAGUAGUCUUUUCAGCCUGGGUAGUGUGGGAGGAAGUGUAGCUAGUGGAUCAGCAAGUAGGCAUGGCAGUGUCAGGUCCCGCAGGCCUAAUAACCAAUCCUGGCAGGGGCCCUCCUGCCUUGCCGCUCUUUACCAACUGCUUAUAGCUCCCUUUGAAGACUGCCUACCUACUACUUGUUCCAAAACUUCAGGACCUUUACCCCAUGGAAAGGGAUGCUCGGGAAGGCGGGAGCUGUUGCUGGUAUUGGAGGGAGACCUCUACUUAGUUCCUUUCCCCGUAUUGAAACCUCCCCCAGCACCAGAUGCCACGUCCGAGUACCUGAGUGAGAGGUUCAGUCUUCUUGUAGUGCCUUCUCUCACCUCCCUGCGAGCCAAUCAGAAGUCCCGCAGCUCCAACAGUGGCAAGAACAAUGAACAAGGUAAUAUGACAGCACUGGUAGUAGGCAAUCCUCGACUUCCAUCAACAGUGACUGAGCAAUGGGGAUGGAGUGAUAUCCCCCAUGCAGAGCAAGAGGCUGCCAUGGUCGCAGAGAUGUUGCAGGCCAAGGCACUGGUAGGCUCUCAGGCUAGCAAGGAGUCAGUGCUGCGUCAGAUUGGGGAAGCCGAAUGUGUCCACCUGGCAACCCAUGUCUCUUGGAAACUGUCAGCCAUAGUCCUGUCCCCAGGUGAUGUUGUUGACUCUCAACACUCCAAGGCAAGACCCUUCUACCAGAGCCAAGGUGACCACUCUCAAGUCGAGGAGGACUGUUCAGAGGCAUCGUCAACUCUGGAGCUGCCCUCGCUGUCAGAGUUCCUGUUAACAGCAUCAGAGCUGCUGACACUGCGACUGAGUGCACGACUAGUGGUGGUCAGCUGGUCUCACUCGUGCGAUGGAUGGGCGACAGCUGACGGUGUGGUGGGACUAUCACGUGCUCUACUAGCCUCAGGUGCACAAUGUGUGCUUGUAUCGCUCUGGCCAGUUCCGGACACUGCAGCCAAGAUCCUGCUCAGAGCCUUCUAUUCAGCUUUACUACAGGGAUCAAGAGUGAGCAGGGCACUUGGGGAGGCCAUGCAGACGGUUCAGCACACUAAACAUUUCGCCCACCCGGCCAACUGGGCAGGAUUCCUACUGGUGGGCUCGGACGUCAGGCUAUCCAAUAAGGUCGCCCUCAUGGGUCAGGCCCUGUGUGAGCUACUGAAAACCCCUGAUCGUUGCAGGGAUGCUCUCAGAGUCACUCUGCACCUGGUUGAAAAAUCACUCCAAAGAAUACACAGAGGACAAAAGAAUGCAAUGUAUACUACACAAAAGAGUAUAGAGAACAAGAUAUUGCACAUGUUUGCACACAAGGUGGGCCACGUCAACGGUUGGAAGGAGCUUCUGCAGUCAGUAGGGUUUAGGUUCGAGCCUGCAGCCAAUGGCAUCCCUUCUUCGGUCUUCUUCCCUCAGAGCGACCCAGAGGAGAGGCUAACACAGUGCAGUGCCAGCUUGCAAGCUCUCUUAGGUUUGACAAGUACUACACUGGCUGCCCUGUCCAAGCUGAUGAGCAACAUAGAAGUGGCAGAUGAUAUUAUCGCUGUGAUACGCUUAGUCAUUGGACAAUUCACCAUGAAGAAUGUGGAAACUGAGAGCAUAGAGAUUCCUAUCAGUGUGAAACUGUGGCGUGUGCCAGGGGUUCACGAGUUGUUAGCUUCGUUAGGAUUUGACUUGAUGGAGGUGGGUCAAGAUGAAGUUACACUACGAACAGGCAAACAAGCCAACAGGCGCAGCAUUCAGUUUGUUCUGCAGGCACUUCUUGCUCUCUUUGAUACCCAAGAAGCACCAAAGAGUCUGAGUUUAGCUUCAUCAAGCUCCAUGGAAAGUUUGGCAUCUCUCGAUGAAGAAGGUGAGACGGGGACUCUGCCCCCUCCUCCACUACCCCGUGGGCCUCUGGUGCCUGGCCUCAGAGCUUCAGGAGCUCCAGGGGCUUUCACCAGCUACGUCCGUAGAAGAGGUGAACCAGACGGACGUACUGCCUGCGCUGCUGAGACCAACACCGUCAUCAAUAAGGUGUUCCCGAACAAGAUUGUGGGACGGCCUGGCGGUGGAGGAGAGAGUGAUGCAGCAUUUACUCCCUCCCCUCCUGUUGGUGUGGGAGGAGAACAGAGCCUCACACUGACUCUUGCUCACCAGACCAGGAUCAGGAGUCUCUACAGCAGUGUGCAGGAUGUAUCACCAGCUACCAGUGAUGGUUCCAUGAACCCACAGAGUCACCAGCAUCAACGUCGUCCAGACUCUUCUAGUUCCGCUAGCUCAGCAACAGAUUGGGAGGGUAAUGGACACGCAACCGUUCUGAGGCGAGCAGCAGCGGUGAGUCACCCGUUGCCGCCACUGCCCCCACCCCUUGGUCGUAAACCUCCACCACCUCCAGGCCUGUACGAGGAGCCCAGCCACAGCUCCGACUCGGACUUUGGCCACCAGCCCUCUCGCCCGGCUGCGACCGCUCUGGACCGUCUCAGUGUGCGCAGUGGGCUGCUAAAUCUGAGUGGUGCAGGCUCACGUAAGCCUCUGCUCUCCCUCACACCGGGCGAGGAGGCCGGCCUGUUUGCUGAAGACCAGGUUACUUCCCCCCGUCUGCUUUAUUUUGCCCCACAGUUGGCUGAGCAAGGUGCGGACAGAGAGGGCUCUCCUGGCCAGCCGACCCCCACCCAGGCGGGUAUUCAGGACCAGAUCCUGGCAACACAGCUACGCCGGUUGAACCGAGAAGCCACACCGACCAUCUCGGAAGUCUACCACGAGCGAAACAUCGGGUUAGGCUUGGCUCCACCAUUGUCAAAGCUGUUAAUGCCGACCCCGGACAACCAGGAUCCUCUGCUGACAGAGGUAUCAGAAAACAAGGAUACAAGUAGGGAUAAAGGCAAGCCAUGGUUGUCUACUGCUGCACUGCAAAGGUUCUACUCAGAUGCAGGCGAAAGUGACAGUAAGCCCCGUGGCUGCUCACCCUGUAGUGAGCUCAGUCGGAGAGAUGAGGGAGAUGGCAGGUCCAUAGCAGACUCUCAGUGUAGUGCGGGUAGUUACAAGCGAGGGGCCACGCUUCGGCCACCUCCCACAACGCCGCGUACAUACGAUCAGGAAUCACGCGGUCUUGGAUUCAUUGAGGACUCAGCUGAAGAGCCUGCGCAGCCGGUGCCGCGAGUGCGAGCAAUGCACCCUCCUCCUCCUCCCAUCCCCAAUUCGAGGACCACUACUAAAUUACACCCACCUACUGAAUGUUAGCAUGUAAGUUAUUUACAGUAUUGUGCCUUUGCCUUAUAUAAUUGUCUUCCUGAAAUAGGUAUUCAUAGUGUAAUUAUGGUAUUGAUGAAUAGUAUAAGUAUUCUCAUAAUCUUCUCGUCCAUGUAGUUAGGAUAAGCCUUUGUUCUAGGAACUUCAAAUCAAGUGCAAUAAAUAUCAUGCACUUCAAAUGUAUUAAAUUCUUCAAAAUAUUUGUUUAAAAUUAUUAUUAACACACUUUAAUCUUUUAUAAUGUUUGAAUUAUAUAAACACGGUUUUGCAUGAUGUGUACUGAUGUGUACCAUCUAUUCUUACAGAUGUCAUAAAAUACUUGGAUUUAUUUGUCAGUAUAAACAAUGACAUACAAGAGUGAAUCAAAUAUAGCCAUACGUUUUUCGAUGAUACACUGAAUGAAGUAGACAACCAAGCAGAAAUAUUCAGGUUGAAUGUGGAUAGGGGGGCUAAUGGAUAGUCCAUUGUUGUCUCCAUUUCUCUCAUCAAUAAGAGUCAUGUGGUUAAGGUUACACUCAUGAUUGCCAAGUAAUAUUUAAAGAACUUUGAUUUUGAGCUCGUGCUAAGCUAUUCUCACUAUACAACCUACUUAUUUUGGGAAUAAAAUAUCAUCAUUCAUUAAAAUUUGUGUUUAGGCUGACCAAUUCAAGAAUGCAGUGGAAGCAAGAAAACAAAAAUUAGUCUGGUUAUUAUGGUCAAGUUUGUUAGCCUCAAGCCAAUCAAAUCUAGUUGAAUGUGAUCAGUUUUCCACAGUUUUAAAUUUCUAGGGAGGUUGAAAUAAAUGCCGUAGACUACAUUUUAUUUCACAAAGAAUUUUAGUUUCUGUAAAGUGUAUACAAGACAAAUCCUAUAAAUAUGUUAUAUGAGUGAAAAUAAUCAUACCACAGCUAAAUAACAGCAAUGAGGGGUUGCCCCAUUACUGAAUCUCAUAAUUAAUUGUCAGUCUUCUCCGUAAAAUGUCAAGCAAAACCUUGUAGUAGACAUUUCUAAUAACAGUCAUACAUAGUUAAUACAGUCAUUCACUUGCAGCCUCAAAUUCCUUUGGUAGUGUAUCUCUAAGCAUCUCCAAAGAAGUAAAAUAGCCAGGGGUUAGUUUACUUCAAAAGUUGACGGGAAUUCCUAUCUAGGUGAUAUAACACAACAGGUGUUUGUAUCAAACAAACUCACAAGUUUACAAAAAUUUGUCACCGUUAAAAAAAUAGUGAUCUUUCGUAUCACACCCUCUAAAGUCUUACACAACCUUUUUGUUGUUCUUCAUUUUGUCCUUAAAACAGAGACACAACUAUCAAUGUACAGGAUGAUAAUAACUUGAGAUGAAGCCUAAUUGAUGAAGCACAUUCUCUCAUUUUUGAAGAAAAUUCCAUAUGCCUCGGAUACACUGCUGGCCUGGUGGAGGCAAGGUUUUAUCCAUGUCCUCCUAUCCAAAAUGCAUUCUGGUUGUGUGUAUAUUUCAUUUGGUACAAAUGUAACAAAACAAGCCCAGUUUAUAUUUGAAACACUCUUGUAACAAUCAUCUAAAUUCUAUACUGAGGUUGUGUGUUUCUUGUAUAGACACAGAAUGUUUUGGUUUUGUAUCGUACGGUUCAAAGAAUUAUCCUUUUGGAACAUCAUUUGUAACAGUAAUGAUUUUAAAAUCAUAAGUUACAAUAGGAAAAGUCAAUCCAAACAAUUCAUGGAAAAUUACUACAUGCAACUUCUAACAUAAUAUUUUAUUUAAAAAAAAAAAAAACAGAUUAAAGUUUGUAAAUGCAGGAUAUCAUCUUGAUAGUAACAUUAGUUGCUAUGACCUACUCACAGAAUAGUUUGGUUUUUGUAUCCUAUUCAUAUGAAUCUUGGUGCAUUGUUGAAUUUAAUAUAAUUAAAUUGUUAUAUUAUAUAUUAUGAUAUUUCAGAUCGAAUAAAACAAGUGACUAGAUGUGAGAUACAAAUCUCAAUUAAAUCAGUAUUCAAGACAGGUUACUCACCCAACAUGAUUAAGUUAUGAAUUUUGUUUACCAUGAAAACACUUUGAUUAGCAAUUAAUUUUUGUUUACAAACCAUAAAAAUCUCUACAACUUGUGAAAAAUCAACACGCAUUGUCACUGCCUUUGUGUUGUCCAACGGUCAUAGUGAGCAGUGGUUUAUUACACAAUCAAGAUAUUAAACUACAAAGUUGGACUAGUAUUGCACUCUGCAUGAUUAUAUCAAUAAUGUGGUUUAUAAACUAAAUAAGGGAUAGAAGGGGUGGUGGGAAAUAAGACAUUCCCGGCCCAAAUAACAUGAAGUCUGUCUCAAUUACUUGACUGUUGUUGUUUAAUGUCAAAACUUUUCGUAUUGGAUUUUAUUCUUAGUAUCAAACACUUAUAUUUUGAUUUUCAGUUUUUAAAAAGUGUACAAAUUGCUAAUCUUGUGGUACAACAAUCCUUAUUUUAUUGUGAAAAAUGCUGUUCUGUAGGGUUUUUUUUUCAUUGUAUUUUGUCCAUUACGUAAUGACUGUCAUAUCACAACAUACAACAACAUAACACAAUUAUUACACAGAAUAUUAAUUUGCAGUACUGAAUAAAGUGAAUUAUACCCCUCUUCCUUGUGUUGUAGCCAAAAUCUAAAAUUAAUUUGUAUUUGUUUAGACGUAUCAUUCCAUUCUUUUACAAACCAUCAACAUAGUGAAAUAAGGAAAAGUUCUAAAAAUUAUUUAUUUUACUUUUCCGAGUGGAUGAGUCAUGUCCGCAUUUCUAAUUUGCCCUGCUGACAACAGUAUCUUCUGUUUUUCUUUAUUGGUAUCGUUGUUUAUAAAAAAAUUCCAACCAAGAAUUUUUUUUUACUAUGAAAAUUGAUUAUUUAGAUUGAGUGGAAACCCUGUAAGACUCACAUAUCAGCUGCAAAUUUUUCUACAUAAAACAGUAAAAUUCAUUUUGGAUGAAAUCAUAGAUUAAACUUGAAAUUGUUUUUCUACUGUUUUUUGUAGAUAUGUUGCUAAUGAUUAGUGACCAUACUAAUAUCUCAAAUGACAAAAUGUUGUACUCAUGUUUUAAAUCUUGCAUACAAACUUUACAAAUGCAUAACAAUAUUGUUUGUAUUUGUAUUGUUUAUUUAACACACUGACUGGGCGGAUGUCCCUAGCUACUAUUGCAUUUUAUCAAUUCCCCCAUCUCUAUUUUCAGGACAAUAUUUCUUAUGCUGAAUUUCAGGUGUUGUAAAAUUUUAAGAUAAAACAGGAAACUCAUUAUUAACAAAUGGGAACUCAAGCACUAAGUUUGAAGCUAAACGUAUUUAAUUGAUUUUGCCUCGUAAUUAACGGAUUAAAACCCAGUAUAAUGAAAUAAUCUACACAGAUAAAAAAAGAUGAAAGGCAAAGAUAACCUAGUACAAUGAAGCAGAUUUUGGUUAAAUGGAUUACCUAAUAAACUUAUUUUCACAUUAAAUAUUUACUCUUAUGUAUUAAAUUUUGGAUAAUUCUGUAUUUCAUCCCUACUAGUCAUAUAAUCUGAAAUGACUAUGUAAUGACUAUAUGAGAAAACAAAUGCACAAAUAGUCCACAGGGCCCCUUAUUCAAUGAUGACUGUAAAUAUUGUAGCGCCUUAAAUUUCAAUCUUGUAGGACCCCUCUUGAUAGUUAUCUAGGGUUGAGCCUAUGACAAAUGAUUUGAUAAACUGAUCUGAUUAUGUCCUUGAUCAUGUUGUGCAAUCAUUUACUGACAUCAGUGGCAGCUUGUAAAUAUUUGCCUUGGGACUAAGCAAAAUAUCCUAGCUAUAGCUCUGUUUGAAUAUUUUCAGUAGAAUUUCAUAAGUGAGCCUGUUUUUAAAAAUUUAGAAUGUAUCUUUUUAGAAAAGUUUGCCAACCUGUCAUGUGUUUAAGUGGGUCAUAACUGCACUUUUUUACUAUUAUAUGAUGAAAUAGAGACAAGAUGAAAUCAUUUUCCAGUGUUUAGUCUUAAAUAAAAUUAAAAAUUACAGUAUAGUGUUUGUAAUAGUAAACAUUGGUUGUCUUUUUUUGUCUCUACCUAGCUCGAACAUGUAGAUCAGGUUAAACAUGUACGGUACUGCACUCUGAUGUAAAAGCUAAAUAAAUAAUUUGUUUACCACCAAAUUAACACACUCGUUAAUAAAUGUAUAUCAAAGUUAUUUCAAUUAAUCAGUGUAAAAAUUUAAAUUUUUAUCAUUUAUUGUGUCAAGCUGACAAUUUGAAGUGUUCAGUUGUUUUUUUUUUGUUUUUUUUUAUCAAUGAUAUUUGUAAAUUUGAACAUUUUAGAGAUAUUAUGAUUAUAAAAUUUUAUAUAUAUAUAUGUUCAAUAAUAAUUUAUUCUUAACAACUAUUUACUAUUUAUUAUAAUAUUGUUUAAAGAAUAAAUUUUAAUGUUUAAGAAGACUUGUAAAGUGGAAACAAAAUGUAUAUGUAUGUAGCCUGAUAAGUGUCUUAAUGUUUUCGAGACUAGAUUAGCUCAGAAUAUGGUUGGGCUCAGUCAAUCCUGUUUUAUAUAUACUUGUGUUGGUAUGUGUAGAGGCUGUAAAUAUUUAAUACAAUCAUGUAUACCAUUAUUGGCUGGACUUGUAAAUAAGGCCCCUUACCAUUCCACUUGAAGUCUGAGCAAACCAAUGCAGUAUUACAUAACCAUUUUUUGUUUGUACAAUGUGGUAACAAAUUGCAAAAUACUACAAGCUAUUUAAGUAAUUAUUUAGGUAUUAAGUUCUCUUAAGUGGCUGUAUAUUUACUUGUUGUAUAAAUAAAUUUCAAGUACAAAUUA